AGCUCCGAUCUCCACACUCCCCCCCUCCCGUGCUGCGGGAAUGGUUUAACCCGUUCAGUGAGGGGAGACACAAAGGAAGCGCGUUCACUGCUCUCUGAACGGAGGGGGAUACAAUUGGGUGCAUGGUGUAAACAUGGAAUAAUAAAAAAAAACCCCACAAGGCUGCAUUUCCAUUUUGCGUCGCGCUGUGUCCAUUAUCGGCCGUUAAUAUUACAUGAGGUGCUGACUAACAACAGCGCGUCUGUCUGGACGACAAAGGGGCGAGAGGCAUAAAGUGUGGAAUUGAAGCCAAGAGCGGAGGAGGAGAGGAGAAAGAGAGGAGAGGAGGAGAGGAGUUGAGCAUUGUUUCAUCCUCGCUUCAAAGGUUUCUGGAGUUGUUCUCUGAUUUUGGACCGAAUCCGCUUCAUCCAGACGCGAUGUUGGGUUCUUCAAGCUGACCAACAACGACUGAUUGGGGAUUUUCCUGUGUUCAUUUCAUCUGGGGUUUGUUUUCUUUGAUUUUGUAUGUGGACUCGAGUAUGAAGAAGGAACAUCACGCUAAUAUGUUGCAUCUCUGAGGUAAACACGUCCCAAUGGGGGAGGCCUGCUGAACCACACAUCCCCACACUCCCUUCCUUUGAUCCCUCACCCCACACUGCCUCGAACACCUUAUCUUGAGCCACCAUGACUUCCACCAGCCAAAUGUUUGGUUUGGCGGAGCUGGGGCUGAGGUGUGACCAGGAGAUUGAGAGGAAAUAUGAGAUCGUGCCAUCAGUGGUCUGCUCCAUGUGCUGCCUCUUUGGAAUCAUCUACUGCUUCUUUGGCUACAGAUGCUUCAAGGCCGUGUUGUUCCUCACAGGCCUAAUGUUUGGCUCUGUGGUCAUCUUCAUGCUGUGCUACAAGGAGCGGGUGAUGGACACUCAGCUGAGCGUGGAGGCCUCAGUCGGUAUCGGGCUGGGGAUCGGGACCCUGUGUGGCCUGGUGACCAUGCUGGUACGCAGCGUGGGACUGUUCAUGGUGGGCCUCCUGCUCGGCCUGCUCGUCGGCGUGGCUUCACUGGUGGUCAUGGAGGAGUUCUACCACCCCAAAACUGUGUGGGUCCCCCUGGGCAUCCUCCUCGGCUGCGGGACAUUAUUUGCAGUCCUCACUCUUCAGUGGCAGUGCUUCUUCGUCACCAUCUCCACCGCCACGUUUGGCUCGGCCAUCAUCACUGUCACCGUGGAUUACUUCAUAGAGCUGUUUGCCUUGGUGCACUAUGUCUACGAGAGACUCCGGGUGGCACCAAAGAAGCCAGUCUGCUGGUUUACCUGGGUCAUCUUGGGAGUGUGGCCUGUCCUGGCGGUCCUCGGAGUGCUGAUCCAGUGGAAAGUCACUGCAGAGGGAUUUUCUCACACAGAGGUGGUUUUGAGCCGCCAGCAACGGAGGAUCCAGCUCAUGCGUAUCCGACAGCGUGAAGAGAAACUAAAGAAGGAGAGGGAGAACAAGAAGAAGAAAAAGCGACCGAGCCAAAAGACCAACGUAAAGCAGAAGGGCCACAUCACCCAUCACCACCACCACCAGCAAUAUCACCAUCCAGCAGUGUCCCACGUGCAUCAUCAAACCCAGAGCUCUCAGCCUCCGAAACUCCCUCCUCCUCAGACUGAACCCGGCUACCACCGCAAGGUCAACCCUAAAAGACGCUUCGAUGGAGAUGUGCUGUCACCGAGCUACAUCAGGAGUUUCAGGGACCGGCAGACUGACAGGCGGGCGUACUCCCACAGUCGAAUGAUGAGCCGAUCCCGGAUGGCCGAACUUGACUAUGACUGCGGCUCUCAGGUGCCCCUCACGGCCCCUAAUGGACCCCCAGUUCGCAUAUGAUGCAGCGAAUGAGGCUCAGUUCCGUGUACACGACUGCAGAAUCUGCUUCAAAAAAGAAAUGUUGUCACAGAAUAGAAUAUCGAACCUUACUGUGCCGAACCUAAUCGACUGCCUAUCCCAAAAGUGGGAAGGCUGAGUCUCACAUUGGUUUCCUCCUCUCAGAUAAGAGGUUGCUUAUUUAUAAGGACAGCUCGGUCCCAUUUUGUGUUUUUUAAAUAUCAAGAAAUAAGGAACAAGAACUGACUACUGUUGAAGCAAUGUGAGUCUUCUGGUACUGGACCUAUUGAGAGGACACUGGAUAAAUAACUGGACCUGUCUUGUGGGGAACAGACUGAACUGUUUGUGUCGAUCAUUUGAUUUAAGGAGAUUUCCAAUCAAAUUAUAGAGAGAAUUAAAGUGUAAAACACCAAUUUCUCCCUAAGUGGUUGGGCCAUGCAAGAUAUAACUGUAUAUUCAAGGAGUCAAUGUAAAAAUAUAUAUUGGCUUUAAGAAAGAACAUUAAAAAAAAACACACACUGGAACAGAGAGGCAGCUCUUCAUAAUGUUAUUCUUUGAAAUGUUGCUGAAUGAAAUCAGCCGGUUAUUUUCACUGACAGCAUGUGAAUCCAGACUUGGGGGCACACGUGUUGUUUUGGCUCGGGGUGCAUUGCAUUAAGCAUUUACCAUUAAAGACAGUUUUUUUUUUAAUGUACUUUAACUCACGAGCACUCAGUGUGUCAUCGACUAUGUUGCCCCCCCCCCCCCAAUCGCCAACUGGACCAGAGCAGGAGACGCACCCGUACCUCCCUCCCUGUGUCCUCUUUCCACUGACUUUAAAGCGACUGUAUGUAAAUCUGAUUCUUAGACAUGGCUCGAAGUGCUCUCACAUUCCCUUUCCACCACUCGCCCCGAUCUAUCUGGUCCAGAAUCUGUUACAAAUGCUGUUAUAACAUAAUUAACACAUGUCUGAUACUGGUGGUGGUCCAUGUAUUUGACUGUUGACUUGUUGACUGUCAAUAAAGUGUUUUGUGUGUGUGAGAGGAGGCAAAUGAGCCCUGUGACAAAUGAUGGCUCAUACCAAAUAGAGAGAUGGGGGGGAUCAAUGAUAAUGUAUGUAGUCAUGUUAUGUUAUCCUCAUGAGUCAAAUGUGAAUCUAGUAGUUCUGACACGUGAACUGAUGCUAAAGAGGGGGUUUGAGUCUCCUGUAAAAUGACAGUGAAAGUGAAAAAAAAGUGAAAAAAUCUCCCUACAAAUGGCGCCCUCUAAUGUUUACUACUGGACCUUUACUGUUUGUGUGUGAAUAUGUUUGUAUGUACAUGCUUUUGCGAACGGCUCAUUUUUUUUUAAAUGAAAUCACACAGACACGCCGUUGUUGUGCUGAGCGUCCGGACUUUUGUAAAGGAAGUAUUUUCAGUGCAGUUUCAGUUCCAUCCGGAAUUGAAUGUUUCUGUAAACAUGAAAUCAAAUCUAAUAUUGCAAAACACAAACGUGCAUUUCACAACAUUGGAAACAAACUAUUUGAGUUUUGUAUGGUUCGUUUUAUACCUUAUUUUCUAAA
Solea solea (common sole) is the source of this 3373-nucleotide messenger RNA. RefSeq names its product transmembrane protein 198a (gene tmem198aa). The record is from RefSeq and is a predicted model, not a curated record. Lineage: Eukaryota; Metazoa; Chordata; Actinopteri; Pleuronectiformes; Soleidae. The transcript is spliced from 7 exons. Gene Ontology annotation, cellular component: plasma membrane; cytoplasmic vesicle. Gene Ontology annotation, biological process: positive regulation of canonical Wnt signaling pathway. Bases 664 to 1836 code for a protein of 390 amino acids.